Messenger RNA from Cladophialophora immunda, 2674 nucleotides. Its product is annotated as tubulin gamma chain. NCBI's taxonomy places the organism in Eukaryota, Fungi, Ascomycota, Eurotiomycetes, Chaetothyriales, Herpotrichiellaceae. Gene Ontology annotation, molecular function: structural constituent of cytoskeleton; GTP binding. The coding region runs from base 88 to 1455 and encodes 455 amino acids. Gene Ontology annotation, cellular component: gamma-tubulin complex; spindle; microtubule. The record is from RefSeq and is a predicted model, not a curated record. The transcript has a single exon. Gene Ontology annotation, biological process: mitotic sister chromatid segregation; cytoplasmic microtubule organization; mitotic cell cycle.
CGUGAAUUUCACGCGUCGACGUCCAAAUUGUUAUUUGCUGUUGUCAAUGUCAACCAUCCCCCUCCCAGUUGCACAAGCCGUGUAAUAAUGCCUCGCGAGAUCAUCACCAUCCAGGCAGGCCAGUGCGGGAAUGCAAUCGGCUCCCGGUUCUGGCAGCAAUUGUGUCAAGAACAUGGGAUCUCCCGCGACGGAAACCUCGAGGACUUCGCGACCGAAGGCGGUGACCGCAAAGAUGUCUUCUUCUACCAAAGCGACGAUACACGUUACAUUCCCCGAGCCAUCCUCAUCGAUCUCGAGCCGCGAGUUAUCAACAGCAUACAAAGCGGCCCAUACAAGAACAUUUACAACCCCGAGAAUUUCUUCAUAGGCGAACAUGGAAUGGGCGCAGGGAACAACUGGGCGGCAGGGUACGCGGCGGGCGAGAGGGUCCAAGAAGAGAUUUUUGACAUGAUUGAUCGAGAGGCCGACGGCAGCGACUCGCUUGAGGGAUUUAUGCUUCUUCAUUCUAUUGCUGGCGGCACUGGUUCGGGUCUUGGGUCGUACCUCCUCGAGCGCAUGAACGAUCGGUUUCCCAAGAAGAUCAUCCAGACAUACUCGGUGUUUCCAGAUACGGCCACCGGCGAUGUCGUGGUGAAUCCCUACAACAGCCUUCUCACCAUGCGGCGGUUGACACAAAACGCUGACUGUGUCGUGGUACUGGAUAACGGCGCCUUGUCGAGCAUUGCGUCCGAAAGACUCCACGUCCAAGAGCCUUCGUUUCAGCAGACGAACCAAUUGGUCUCAACCGUCAUGUCGGCUUCUACGACGACACUGAGAUAUCCGGGAUACAUGCACAAUGAUCUGGUGGGAAUCAUUGCGUCUCUGAUACCUACACCAAGGUGUCACUUCCUGAUGACCGCUUAUACCCCCUUCACCGGCGACAACGUGGAUCAGGCCAAAACCGUGCGCAAGACCACAGUGCUAGACGUGAUGCGCCGCCUCCUUCAACCAAAGAAUCGGAUGGUAUCUAUCACGCCCUCGAAAUCUUCCUGCUACAUUUCAAUUCUCAACAUCAUCCAAGGCGAAGCCGAUCCGACCGACGUCCACAAGUCUCUUCUGCGCAUUCGAGAACGGCGAAUGGCAAAUUUCAUACCCUGGGGGCCAGCUUCAAUCCAGGUGGCGCUGACCAAAAAGUCCCCGUAUCUACCGAACACGCACCGGGUAUCGGGUCUGAUGCUCGCGAAUCACACCAGCGUCGCUACCCUGUUCCGGAGAAUAGUGAUGCAGUACGAGAAAAUGCGGAAAAGAAAUGCCUACUUGGAGCAGUACAAGAAGGAAGCCCCAUUUUCUGAAGGGCUCGCCGAAUUCGACGAAGCAAAGGAGGUUGUGAUGGGCUUAAUUGGUGAAUAUGAGGCGGCGGAGAAGGACGAUUAUCUCGACCCAGAGGCUGGAGAAAAGAAAGCUGAUGGUGCUUAAGUUGGCAAGUACAGGCUGAAAUUCUGACCAAAGUCUCAAGAGUCAUGAGCGUUGAAUUAUGGCCCAAGGGCGAGACAUGUUAGCAUCUAUGACGACCACAAUCACCCACCAAGAUGACAACAGCAUGUGGGACGGAUAAUCGAAACCACCUUUCGAAACGCAUGUAGUCAUGUUUCAAGCUUGGUUGACGAGAACAAGGAUGUUUCCCGCGCAGCAGAGUACAGUGGUGGGCCGAUGUCGCAUAUUUGGGUCGUUGGGCGAGCCAGACUCCAGCUUACGCUUCUGACGGACAUUUCCCUUUGACACUCCGGGAUUGGACCGACCAGGCAAAGAGGCCGCCGCCAGGACAGUGGGAACAUGCAGGGUCCAGAUGCAGGUGCAGAGCGAGCAUGGCCAGGAACUUCCGGACUGUCCCUUCCAGCACAUGACCGGAAAAUUAUCAGCUGGAAGAACACUCUACUUGUUUGUGACCUGUUCGGAAGGUUAUUCCAUGAUAACGGCAGAUGCCGUUCGCAUAAGAGGCCUGGAACCAAAAGUGUGGCAGCCAUAGAUACGACGUUUGUCCCUCAUGCAGCCACACAGACGGGAUCUGAAGGAGAAGCAGAUGCGAUAUCGCAUGCCGCAUUUGGAGGAAGCCAACCAGACCGCCUUGGAGAUGCCCAGACUAAUGAAAGCUGCAUACCAAGUGAGGAAAGCCGCGUCGCAGCUAGCUACAGGUGCCAACAAUGCAAUUGUGUUUAAGGAAGGUAGGUGGUUGGCCAGACUCGCAAAGUUAUUGUUGUCCAUGUGCAAAGCCGUUCUGCUGGUUGCGUGGGACUCCACGAUUCUGGAAGGUCAGCAUUGACAAUAACAAGCGCACGGGCAGGUCAGAGACCCAAGCGCUGAGACCGACGAUCUGGACCUCCAAGGGGAAUGGCCGCUGAAUGAAUUGAGUUGUCUGAUUCCGUCACACCGGCCGGGUCUGGCGGCUCGAAAGGGGAGAAGGAACAGGCUUAAGAAAGCAAGACAAGGAGGACUAUUCGAUUGUGUACGGCAGGGCAGAACGAGAGGACGGCGUACGUAUCUGCAAACAGGAGACGCCAUAGCUAAGGACGGGUAGAUGAAGCUGCGCACCAGUUACUGCCAGUGACUUCUCCGUGGUUGGCUCUGGGACUUGGUUGAUUUCCUGAGCUUGUGGCUUCGCCCGAUACGAAAACGAAUUGAGCAAUGCCUUGAGUUU